AUGGGCUCAUCGAUUAAUUAUCCCGGGUUCGUAACAAGAAGCAGUCAUACGGCCGGUUCUGGUACGGACGGAAGCAGUACGAGCAAGGACGCAGCAGGCUCGCAGGAAACGAAGAAGAAUUUCUUCCAGAGAGAUUAUAACACUAUGAAGAAGGCACCUGCUCCAACGAAGUCCAAAUUGUCUUUGGCUUUGCAGACCUCUAAGUCGUCUUCUAGCAUCAAUGGGACGACAUCGGACAGUAUUCCCACGAUGACAGAGGCAUUUUCUACAAGUAGUGUCAGGAAGCAACAGCGCGAGGACACAGAGUCGCCGGUCUCGUUUCAGUCCGAUACAGCGACGAACUCAGACUCGGAUACGGACUCUUCUGUUUCAUCUUGCGAUGAAAGAAAUGAAGAGUCUUUGAAGGAUUAUAGGCCCGGCGGGUAUCACCCCGCAUUUAAAGGCGAGCCUUACAAGGAUUCACGUUACAUCUUAGUGAGAAAAUUGGGAUGGGGGCAUUUCUCCACGGUUUGGUUGGCUAAGGAUACGGCAAACAGCUCCCACGUGGCCAUGAAGAUUGUUAGGAGUGAUAAGGUUUACACAGAGGCAGCCGAAGAUGAAAUUAAGCUCUUGCAAAGAGUAAAUGAUGCUGAUAACACAAAGGACGAUUCCAUAGGAGUUAACCAUAUUUUAAAGCUAUUGGACCAUUUCAAUCAUAAAGGGCCCAAUGGUAUCCAUGUGGUCAUGGUAUUCGAAGUUCUCGGUGAAAAUCUAUUAGCUUUGAUCAAAAAAUACGAACAUAGGGGCAUUCCCUUGAUUUAUGUCAAGCAAAUCUCCAAACAACUAUUGCUUGGUYUAGAUUAUAUGCAUAGACGGUGUGGUAUCAUACACACGGACAUCAAGCCGGAGAACGUAUUGAUGGAGAUCGGAGAUGUGGAAGGCAUAGUUCAAAUGGUCGAAGCCCUUGACAAACAAAAAAGAGAAGCGAAGAGACUGCAAAGGCAUGUUUCGCGGUCAUCGGAUGCCACUACUAAUGACAGCAGUGAUGAAAAAUGGGCCGAAUGUCAAACUACUGUGCCGUUGGUUUCGAACGCGAACUCCAAAUCCCACUCUAUUGAGAAAGACUUAUCGAAAAGAGCAUGCUUCAGAAGGUCAAGGCGUCAUACGAUCAUCACGGGGUCGCAGCCAUUACCUUCCCCGAUUAGCUCCUCAAAUUUUUUUGAAAUGAGGUCGCACUUUUCUGGCAGUAACCAAAAUAGCUUUUCAUCGGUAUCCGGAAAUAGAACCAUGCCAUCUUCCAUCAACAAUAACCAUAGCAUUGGCACAAGGAAUAACAGCAACUUCUUAAAUUCAACACCACAUUCUCUCACAAGAAUGUUCACAAAUGAAAGCAAUAACAAUAGCAAUAACAAUAAUGACAAUGAUAUAAUGAACACACCAUUGCAUGAAGAGCAACUGGCAGACUCUCUUUCUACUUUUGAUAUUUCCAAUAUGUCACAAUCCUCAGAUACAAAUAGUCCAUACAUCUCUAAUACCACGGAUUCAACAUCAAAUGCUAGUACCAACACGAACCCUCCAGAGAACUUGAUUCAGAUCAAAAUAGCCGAUUUGGGUAAUGCUUGUUGGUACGAUGAACAUUAUACUAACUCUAUACAGACAAGAGAAUACAGGUCACCGGAAGUGCUUUUGGGUGCUCCGUGGGGUUGUGGCGCAGAUAUCUGGUCCACUGCGUGCUUGAUUUUUGAAUUAAUCACAGGUGAUUUUCUUUUCGAACCCGAUGAAGGCCAUUCUUACACCAAAGAUGACGACCACAUUGCACAAAUCAUUGAACUUUUGGGUGAGUUACCGUCAUAUCUGCUGAGGAACGGUAAAUACACAAGAACUUUCUUCAAUUCACGAGGGCUUCUAAGAAAUAUUUCGAAAUUGAAAUUUUGGCCUCUAAAGGAUGUUUUAACCGAAAAAUACAAGUUUUCUAAAGAUGAGGCAAAGGAAAUAUCAGACUUUUUGUCACCUAUGUUACAGCUAGAUCCAAGGAAAAGAGCAGACGCAGGCGGCUUGGUUAAUCAUCCAUGGCUCAAGGAUACUUUAGGUAUGGAAGAAAUCCAAGUAGUUGAUAGAGAGUUGUAUGGAAGCGGCUCCGACAUUCCUGGAUGGUUUGAAGAAGUUCGCGACCAUAAAAAGCAUUGA
Messenger RNA from Saccharomyces eubayanus, 2166 nucleotides. It is a transcript of the gene SKY1, whose product is annotated as serine/threonine protein kinase SKY1. The transcript has a single exon. The coding region runs from base 1 to 2166 and encodes 721 amino acids. The record is from RefSeq and is a predicted model, not a curated record. NCBI's taxonomy places the organism in Eukaryota, Fungi, Ascomycota, Saccharomycetes, Saccharomycetales, Saccharomycetaceae. Gene Ontology annotation, molecular function: protein kinase activity; ATP binding. Gene Ontology annotation, biological process: regulation of mRNA processing; spliceosomal complex assembly; protein phosphorylation.